AAGGGAGAGUAAAAAAAAGAAAGCCUAAACCUAAAACCCUUUCUCCUGCAGAUGCCACCCUCUGAAACCAAGUCGGCCGCCCCUUCCUUUGAAAAAACCAAAGCUCUCCUUCCUCCGUGGGACUCUCCCAAAAAGCCACACCGACCUUCUCCCCUCUCUCAGCCAACAGAAGGCCCCAACUCAUUUUCUCUUCUGAGCUCUCUGGCCAAAACACAAAGAGAGCCCCGUUUACUCUUGAAUUUUUCCUCUUCCACAUCGCCUGACUUUUCCUUCUCCCCUCAACCCCGGCCAUCAGACCCCGCUCACAGCAUCUUCUUCAUUUCUGGCCACUACCCUGCCAUUGGGAUUUUUGGCUCCCAAAACCAGAAGCCACAAAGGGGUCUCCUAUUCCCUGUUGAAGCUGCCACUCCUAGACUGAACACAGUGGCAGCCCCCGCCGUAUUCUUCAAUGAUGGUGUCUUCGCCUCAACACCGCUAGCAACCCAUAGGCCAGUAGACCCAGCUCACCAAACAGCAGCAACUAGCAACCUCUUUGUCUCCUCCAAUUGAGCCCGCCGACUGGACCACCAUGUCCAUCUCUGCUGGCUAGACCUGACAAAAUCCUAGCAGCUGGCGGCCUCUUUAGUCUUGCCAGCACCUGAAACAGAGAAGAAUGGAAAAGGAAAAAGAAAAGAACAAAUCUGUAGAGAAGCAGAUCCAGAACAAAAAAGAAGAGGAAAAAAAAUCCAAGAACAAUCAGGACAGAAAUGGAUUAAAAUCAACUGCUUGCGUUUCUGUUUCUUGUUUGCAGGUCACCGCUGGCGAGGAAAGGAAGAAGGGAGGAAGCCAUUAUGGAUCUCCGCUACUGCUUGGAUUUCGCG
Populus euphratica (Euphrates poplar) is the source of this 860-nucleotide messenger RNA. RefSeq lists its product as uncharacterized. The transcript is spliced from 2 exons. NCBI's taxonomy places the organism in Eukaryota, Viridiplantae, Streptophyta, Magnoliopsida, Malpighiales, Salicaceae. The coding region runs from base 52 to 549 and encodes 165 amino acids. The record is from RefSeq and is a predicted model, not a curated record.